Molecule: messenger RNA, 1840 nt
Organism: Nematostella vectensis (starlet sea anemone)
Lineage: Eukaryota; Metazoa; Cnidaria; Anthozoa; Actiniaria; Edwardsiidae
Product: ferroptosis suppressor protein 1
Exons: 7
Coding region: 102-1337 (411 amino acids)
Cellular component (GO): cytoplasm
Molecular function (GO): flavin adenine dinucleotide binding; electron-transferring-flavoprotein dehydrogenase activity
Source: RefSeq, a predicted model, not a curated record
GCGUGCCGGCAUCCUACUGUUUACUUUGACCCUCUUUGCGACCGGACCCGUAGAAGGCAUUCUCCAAGUGAUCUAGAGUCAUCAUACGAGGUCCUUGCACCAUGUGGUCGAAUAAACUACGAUCGGCACUUCCUUAUCUUGGCAGUGGGGCUCUGGCCUCCGCUACGCUGUACUUUGUAUACAAUCGGGUGAGCCGAGCUUCUGUUGCCUAUGCAAGUGGUGUACCUGUGAAGCCCUUCAAAGACACCCAUGUAGUGAUUGUGGGUGGUGGCUAUGGAGGCAUCAACCUGGCGACCAAACUUAAGAAUGAUUGUCAGCUGACGCUGAUUGAUGCAAGGGACUCAUUUCACCAUAACAUGGGAGCACAGAGGUCCUCAGUCGAGAGAGGGUAUGUCGAGAAAUGUCUUAUUCCAUAUGGACCUACAUUUGGAGACAAGUUUAAGCAAGGAAAAGUAGUUGAUAUUGAUGUAAAAGGGAAGACAGUGAAGCUAGCGAAUGGUGAGAGUGUCAAUUAUGAUGAGCUUGUUAUUGCCACUGGUACGACAGGACCUUUCCCAUCCAAGUUGCCUGUGGAGAUUGACAGUAAAACAGCCAAAGAUCAGUACAAUCGCAUGGUUGAUCUGGUAGAGAAAGCACAGACUGUUGUGGUUAUCGGUGGUGGUGCAGUAGGUGUUGAGAUUGCUGGUGAUAUCAAGGAGGAUUACAAGGACAAGACCGUCACUCUAAUCCAUCCUCGUGAGAUUUUGGUAAACGAUACUGUUAGUGAGUCCUUCCAAACAACCGUCAAGAACAGACUCAAGUACCUUGGGGUUGAAACAGUUCUUGGUGAACGUGUGUCUAACAUGGACGAAAUCCGCCAGAAGGGCUUCACCGAUGUUACGGUUGUCACAGACAAGGGAAAUAGACUCAAGGCUGACCUUGCGUUGGAAUGCACUGGCCUGCGCGUUAAUAACGGCGCAUACAAGAACGGUUUAGGCGACAAGAUGGAUGAGCGUGGUCGCCUUAAGGUAGAUGAAUUUCUUCAGGUGGAAGGUACCCCGGAUGUGUACGCGAUCGGUGAUUGUAACAAUACACCGGAAGUCAAGCUGGGUAUGCUUGCGAACUUCCAUGCGGCGCAUGUGGGAGAUAAUUUGAAGAAGAAGCACGAGGGGCAGGCCCUCAAACCCUACAAGAUCAACAACUCCGGUUUUUUCAUUUUGAGCUGUGGGAGAUCAGGUGGUGCGGCGCAAGUGUUCGGUGGAUGGGUGUUUGGUGACUGGUUGGCCAGAAAAAUGAAGGGAGAAAACGUCUUCACUCCGACCCAGUGGAAGACCAUGGGCCAGGAAAUGCCCAAGUAAUUUCUCUUUUUUCUUCGCACACUCUUCGAUUUCUAUUUCUAACUUGCAGGCAAUGGUCGAGUAGUAUGGGUAUUGAGGGUCUUGUUACUCGCUGAAAUUCCCCUACCACGGCAUCACAAGCUCAUGAUUUGUAUACUUGUAAAGAAUGUAUGAGGACUAGGCGUCAGUAGACCCUUUCAUGACAGAAAACAUUUCUACGAUUUCAAGGGACAAAAUCAAGAACAAGGUAAAUUCAAGUAAGACCUUUGCUUUUAUUGUUGCACAUAUUUGUAAAAAUAAGUUUACUGAUGUGAUCAAGGGUUUCUCGAGGAAACCGCAUGUAUCCUAUGCAAACGUACAAAUCCUGAGCUUGGGCUGCCUGUUCUAAGUUCCCGAGUUUCUUCUCAUGACGGUAUAAUGUUUUGAAAUAAUAAAUUCACUGAUUAUCUUUCUCACUAAUUAUUGUAUUAAUUUAUUUGAGGAUGUGAUUUUGGACGAAUUGUUAAUAAAAUAACUUGUGAUUG